This is a messenger RNA of Lecanosticta acicola, 1326 nucleotides long. NCBI's taxonomy places the organism in Eukaryota, Fungi, Ascomycota, Dothideomycetes, Mycosphaerellales, Mycosphaerellaceae. The record is from the annotation of a GenBank genome assembly.
AUGUUCGACACCAUCUGCACCCUUCCGCUGUCGUCGGAGCUCUUCGCACAGGCCCUCCAUCCCACCGAGCCGCUCGUCACCGUCGGGCUCAGCAGCGGCCAUGUCGCAACCCUCAGACUUCCACCCGUAGACGUAGACGCAGACGACAAUGGUCACGACGAUGACCAGACCAAGCAGCCCGCGCGACGCGGCAGCAAUGGCACCCAGGUCAUCGACACGACCUGGCGCACCAAGAGACACAAGGGAAGCUGCAGAUAUCUGGCAUACAGCGUAGAUGGGAGACAGCUCUACUCAGCUGGCACCGACGGACUCGUCAAGGCCGCGGACAGCGAGACGGGAAAGGUCACCGGCAAGCUCGCCAUCCCCAACGAUCCCUCCGCGGCCAGAGCGACCAUCGAUGCCCCCACGGUCGUCCAUGCGCUGAGCCCACAGACAUUGCUUCUCGCUACCGACUCCGGCGCCCUGCACCUCUACGACUUGCGCGACCCAGCCCCCAGCUUGCCCGUGCACGAAUCCAAGACCGCGUUCAUUACCGGCACGCCCUCCCAGACCUACCACCCACAUGCCGAUUAUAUAUCCUCCUUGUCUCCCAUCCCUCCCUCGGCCACAUCGACUUCCGGCUUCAGCAAACAAUGGCUCACGACCGGCAGCACCACACUCGCACUGACUGAUCUGAGACGGGGCGUGCUGGCGAAGAGUGAGGAUCAAGAAGAGUUACUUCUGUCAUGUCUGUACGUGACAGGUCUCGCGGCCAAGAAGAGCAGUGGCAGUACCGGCGAGAAAGCGGUCGUGGGUGGUGGAGAUGGGGUCAUCACACUGUGGGAGAAAGGGCAAUGGGACGAUCAAGACGAGCGCAUCACCGUCAGCAGAGAGAAGGAGACGUUGGACUGCAUGGCACAAAUCCCGGACGGCAUCGGCGGUCUGGGCAAGAAGAUUGCGGUCGGCAUGGGAGAUGGCAGAGUGCGUGUAGUACGGCUGGGCAUGAACAGAGUCGUUGGCGAAUUUCAACACGACGAGGUAGAAGGGGUGGUCGCGCUCGACUUCGAUGUGGGCGGGAGGAUGAUAUCUGGCGGAGGUCAGACUAUCAAAGUCUGGCAAGAAAGUAUCGAGCCGGAAGCCGACGAGGAUGAGGACGACGGCGUUGCGAUGGUCAAACGCGCGAAAAGUCACGACAGCGACGAGGAGGAGGAGGAGGAGGAGGAGGAGGAGGAAGACGAAGGCAACAGCAGUGACGAUGGAGAGAAGGGGCGCAAGCGUCGCAAGAAGAGAAAGCGAGGCAAGGGACCCGCGGCUAGUAGCAGUUUCAGCUUUGCUGGUCUCGACUGA